UUCAAGACUCGUUGCGCUCAAUGCCAUACAGUCGAAGCAGGAGGUUCCAAUAAAGUAGGACCAAAUCUUCAUGGUUUAUUUGGUCGUAAAUCCGGUACAGUGGCAGGAUUUUCAUAUACUGCUGCUAAUCAAAACAAGGGAGUAAUUUGGAAAGAAGAUACUUUAUUUGAUUACCUCGAAAACCCGAAAAAAUAUAUUCCUGGUACAAAGAUGGCAUUUGCCGGGUUUAAAAAGGAAAAAGAACGUAACGAUGUUAUCGCUUACUUGAAAGAUUGUACAAAAUAA
This is a messenger RNA of Rhizophagus irregularis DAOM 181602=DAOM 197198, 285 nucleotides long. The record is from RefSeq and is a predicted model, not a curated record. NCBI's taxonomy places the organism in Eukaryota, Fungi, Glomeromycota, Glomeromycetes, Glomerales, Glomeraceae.